UCUCACCAGUUGUAUCCAGUGCAUCUUUCUUAUAAUACAACGAGUCGGACUCAAAGAGUUAUUCGUUAACUAAACAGUUCUUAUUGUUUCCAAUAUGCAAACAUACUGACACUAUCUUAUCAUUUGACAUUAGCCGAAGCAACACGUUAAUGGUAACACGCCUCGUGAAAUGAUAGCUGUGAUGUGAAAUCUGAAUUAGUUUAUUACUAAUAAAUAGUGUGUGAUUAAUGAAAUGUACAAUAAUAAUAAUAUUUUCCUAUAAAAUAUAAAUAUGACUGAAAGUUCCUUAGAUCUCCAGGAGUUAGAAAAAUUAAGGUCGACAAAUUUUAAUAGUGAAACAACAUCUUCAAAAGAAGAAGUUCCCAAAACAACACACAAAUGGCGAAUCAUUUUAGAACCAGCGCUAGUUGGUGCUAUGAUAGCAAUCAACCUUGGUCAAACUUCAUUACAAAACUUUUACUUACGAACAGCUUGUAGUGUAGAUUUGGGCUACCCGAUCGAGAUCUGUGACAAGGGUGUCGGAGAAGAGUUCCGAUCGGCUGAGGCAGAAAGUCAAGUUAUUGUAUCCGGCAUCAACGUGAGCCGGAGUUUCGUGGGCUUAUUAAUUUCCACGAUCGUUUUGUUAUUUGUGGGUCCAUGGAGCGACUGCAGCGGACGAAGGAAGCCGUUACUCGUCUUACCUUUAAUGGGAAUGUGUGUUAUGACGACAGGAGUGAUUUUAAUGCUCACAUUCCCUGGUGCUAACACUACACAAGUACUUUACGCUGUUCAAAUUCCCAUAUCGCUGGGUGGAAAUUUCGGUUUAUUAUUAGCAGCGUCCUUCAGUCACAUUGGCGAUCUAUGUCACGCUAGUGGUCGCGACGUGACUCGUACAAUGGGAACACAUCGAGCUGCAAUACAAAUUGCUCAUGUGGUUGGUUCCGUCAGCGGGCCCCAACUGUACCGACACCUUGGAUUCUACGGUGUGUUCCCUCUUGUUUUAUUCCUGCAGUUGGCAUCCCUGAUUUACGUAAUAAUAAUGGUCAAAGACGUAAAUGUUAACCCUGAUAACAAAGUAUCUGUGUUUAACUGGCGACUUCCUUUGAAUGCAGUACAAUGCCUUUUAAGAAAACGAGAAGGCAACAAGAGACUCAUUAUUCUUCUUAUGUUGAUAGUGGGACUUGGAGACAGAGUGUUACUCUCUGCGGAGGUACUCUUGGCGUACAUGUACUACAGAUAUAAGUUCCACUGGGAUGAUGUAAUGUUCGGAUCGUUCCUCGCUUACAGAAAUACAAUUAGCUUUAUUGGUACAUUACUGAUACUAAAUGUUCUGAAGCGUCGUCUCCGCCUAUCCGACGAGAUGGUGGGUAUCCUGAGCUGCAUGUCUUACAUGCUCGCCACUUGCUCUCUCAUAGCAGCUACAACUACUUUGUUUGUAUUUCUGAUUCCUGGAAUCGGAAUCAUAUCUCAGGGCUCGCAAGUUGUCCAGCGACCGUUACUAAACAGACAGAUAUUGCCCACCGAACAAGGUAAAAUCUACGGCAUACUAGGUGCACUAGAAUCGGCAACGCAAACCCUUUCAUCGCCGCUGUAUUCAUUACUCUAUGCAAGAACUGUGUCGACCCUGUCAGACGCUUGGCUCAUUCCGGGCAUCAUUUUAGCUUUAUUACAACUCUUUUCUUACUUAAUAACAAGAAGACUGCAAAAUAUACAACCAGAUAAGAGUAUACAACAAGAAAAAAAUAUACCCUUAGCGGUUAUUGAUAAAAGCACUGAAGAUACCAAAGAUAAGGAUCUCAUACACAAAGAAGCUAGCGCCCGUACAAAAAAUCCUUUAUAGAUAGAAAUGCAUUCAUAUUUUACUAUAAUAU
Nymphalis io (European peacock) is the source of this 1850-nucleotide messenger RNA. Its product is annotated as proton-coupled folate transporter-like. The transcript has 9 exons. The coding region runs from base 272 to 1819 and encodes 515 amino acids. Gene Ontology annotation, biological process: transmembrane transport. The record is from RefSeq and is a predicted model, not a curated record. Gene Ontology annotation, cellular component: membrane. Lineage: Eukaryota; Metazoa; Arthropoda; Insecta; Lepidoptera; Nymphalidae. Gene Ontology annotation, molecular function: transmembrane transporter activity.